Eruca vesicaria subsp. sativa (arugula) is the source of this 300-nucleotide messenger RNA. The record is from the annotation of a GenBank genome assembly. Lineage: Eukaryota; Viridiplantae; Streptophyta; Magnoliopsida; Brassicales; Brassicaceae.
AUGGCAUCAAACUCAAUGUCUGCUUAUGGAUCUGGCUCAUGGACUGUUAAACAGAACAAAGCCUUUGAGCGUGCUCUAGCAACCUAUGACCAAGACACUCCUGACCGUUGGUACAAUGUUGCUAGAGCCGUUGGUGGGACAACACCAGAUGAAGCCAAGAGACAGUAUGACAUUCUCGUGCGUGACAUCGAAAGCAUUGAGAAUGGGCACGUGCCAUUCCCCAACUACAACAAGACUACUGGAGGCAGCACCAAAGGCAAGCUGCGUGAUGAGGAAAGAAGUGCUCCUCAGGCUUUGUGA